GCAUUUCUGCAACUUCUGCACAUUUAGGGGGUUAGAUCUCACUUUUCUAAAAAUCAAGGGCUUUAUGUGAAACAUUUACCCGUCAAAACACACACUCUUCUAACAAGGUAAGAGAAAAAGAAAAAAAGAAGGCAAGAGAUCACCGAUCUGGAACUCAGAACACACUCUCUCUCACACACACAGAGACAGUGACUGAACAACCCAAUAGCCAUAGUCGUUUACCGGAGCCUAAUAUUCUAGAACAUUCUCAGUUACUCCGUUAAAGUUAACUACUCGCCGGCGACCGGGGAAUCAAACUGGCGUUCAGCCCGAAGCGAGCAAUGGCGGAGCUACGCCACUCAAGCUCGAUCGGAAACCGAGUAACGGCGUCACCUAGGAAGCGAGACGACGUCGUUGCUUCUUCAUCUCCUUUGGUUCCUGACAACAACAGUGCUCCUAACGUUGACGAUGACGAUGACGAUUACCGUGGCCGUUAUUAUCCUCGAGAUCGGUUCCGUUCACUCUUCUCUUCACAUCUUCAACCUCUUUUCCCUUUCUUCUUCCCUGAUGACUCGAGGUCUCAUCCGCACAAUUCAAAGAUCUCGCUUUUUCUGCUCGUCGUUAUCAUACUUUCGCUCCUCGUCGCCAUUUCCUCUGUCGUUCAUCGAUUGAAUGCCCCAUAUUUGUGCAAGAAGGAUGGUAUAACUCUUCAGUGUCCACGGGUGAAAGAGUCUCCUUCCUUGUGGGAGAAUCCUUAUUCAUCAACAACCUCAUGGAAGCCUUGUGCGGAGCGACGUGAGGGACUGAUAUCGGAUAUUCCAUCUGAGAACUCAACAAAUGGUUAUAUAUUCAUACACGCUGAGGGUGGUCUAAAUCAGCAAAGGAUCGCUAUAUGCAAUGCUGUUGCAGUGGCCAAAAUUAUGAAUGCUACCCUUAUUUUGCCAGUAUUAAAGCAAGAUCAGAUAUGGAAAGACCAAACGAAAUUUGAGGACAUAUUUGAUGUGGAUCAUUUUAUUAACUAUCUGAAGGAUGAUGUGCGGAUUGUUCGAGAUAUCCCAGAGUGGUUUACUGACAAAUCAGAGCUGUUCACUAGCAUAAGGCGUACAGUCAAGAACAUUCCCAAGUACGCUUCAGCAGACUUCUACAUUGAUAAUGUUUUGCCACGCAUCAAGGAGAAGACGAUAAUGUCUUUAAAGCCUUUUGUCGAUCGACUUGGGUAUGACAAUGUUCCUCCAGAGAUAAACAGGCUGAGGUGCAGGGUCAACUAUCAUGCUCUGAAGUUCCUUCCCGAGAUUGAGCAGAUGGCUGAUCAACUUGUUUCAAGGAUGAGAAACCGCACUGGUAGUUCAAAUCCUUUCAUGGCUCUUCACCUGAGAUUUGAGAAGGGAAUGGUGGGUCUAUCAUUCUGUGAUUUUGUUGGAACUAGGUCAGAGAAAGCUCUCAUGGCUGCAUACAGAAAGAAAGAAUGGCCUCGCCGGUUUAAGGAUGGUGCUCAUUUGUGGGCAUUGGCCCUGCAAAAGCGCAAGGAAGGACGAUGCCCUCUUGAGCCUGGUGAAGUAGCUGUGCUGCUUCGGGCCAUGGGUUAUCCUAAAGAAACUCAAAUAUAUGUUGCUUCUGGACAGGUCUAUGGUGGACAGAACCGCAUGGCACCACUGAGGAACAUGUUCCCAAAUCUUGUUACAAAAGAGGAACUAGCUACAAAACCAGAAUUGGAUGGUUUCAGGAAGCAUGUGACAAGCUUAGCAGCCCUUGACUUCCUAGUCUGCUUGAAGUCUGAUGUAUUUGUGAUGACACACGGAGGAAACUUUGCCAAACUGAUCAUAGGAUAUCGUAGGUACAUGGGUCAUCGUCAGAAAUCCAUUAAACCGGACAAGGGUCUGAUGUCCAAAUCCCUAGGGGAUCCAUAUAUGGGAUGGGCUAGCUUUGUGGAAGAUGUUGUCGUAACCCACCAGACCAGAACUGGUUUACCUGAAGAAACGUUUCCAAAUUAUGAUCUUUGGGAGAAUCCUCUGAGCAAUUGCAUGUGUAGAGCCUGAAGGAACAACCUUUAUUGUGAAGAAAAGCCCCAAAGUAGUGCAUCCUUCUAGAGCUGGUGCACAAGGAAUUGCGAAAUUUUCGCCAUUAACACAGCCAGAAUUACAAGGCAAUUUGCACAUGGGAUCACAUAAUGGAUGGAAUGUAGCCUCUGGGUGGAUAAGAGUAUUAACACAAAGAGUUGCAGAAACUGCCUUUAGGAGUGGUCUAGCUGCCCUGCAUUGACCACCUGUGUUAUGAUCUUUCUUUAGGCGCAGACCACUGCAGUUUUGUAUUCUGGAAUAUUAAUUUAUUCUCAAUUGUUUCACGAUAUAAUGUAUAUUAUUGCAGUAAUAGAAAAGCGUCUUUCAUUUCGCUUGAACACAA
Molecule: messenger RNA, 2379 nt
Organism: Nicotiana attenuata
Lineage: Eukaryota; Viridiplantae; Streptophyta; Magnoliopsida; Solanales; Solanaceae
Exons: 11
Coding region: 321-2015 (564 amino acids)
Source: RefSeq, a predicted model, not a curated record